Coregonus clupeaformis (lake whitefish) is the source of this 2859-nucleotide messenger RNA. RefSeq names its product transcription factor B2, mitochondrial (gene tfb2m). Bases 202 to 1530 code for a protein of 442 amino acids. NCBI's taxonomy places the organism in Eukaryota, Metazoa, Chordata, Actinopteri, Salmoniformes, Salmonidae. Gene Ontology annotation, biological process: rRNA methylation; transcription initiation at mitochondrial promoter. Gene Ontology annotation, molecular function: mitochondrial transcription factor activity; rRNA (adenine-N6,N6-)-dimethyltransferase activity. Gene Ontology annotation, cellular component: mitochondrial matrix. The transcript has 10 exons. The record is from RefSeq and is a predicted model, not a curated record.
GUGACGUAAAAUCAUCGCCAUAAUAUGCGAGUUGCGAAUUCAACGAGGGUCAAGAUGCAUGUUCAAUGUCACUGCAUUUUUACAACAUUCUGGAAUAUGUAAGCUGUCCCUAGAUGAAAAUACGAUCCACAUCAGGACAAACGACGAUAUAUCUGAGAUAAGGCUGUGACCAUCAUCCCUCCCUCUUGCCAUCUGUCUGCCAUGUCCACCCAGGCAAGUAAACUGUUUGUGGUGGCGGUGCGGUCUGCAUGUUGCCACCCCGGGGCUAGGCCCACCCUGAAGCAGCCUGCCUCUCCCUGUAGCCUCAGGGUCCUGCUCCAGAGACGGGCCUUCAGCCUGGACUCGCUGUCCUCCGGCCCCGGCCGGCCACAGCCCCAACAGGCUAGAACAGACCGGACAUCCCCCUCUUCAGCCCCAACCCACAGGAACCUGUCUGCUGUGGCUGUCUCUGUCCAGGACCAGAGUCGCCCGCUGUGCAGGUAUGACUUCCUGGACCUAGGGGAGGUAGAGGAGAACACUCAGAGGGCUCAGCUCUGUAGAACCAUCAGAAGGUUCAUCAUAGAGCCAGCCCUGGCCAAACUGGUCACACACCACCUAGGACCUGACCUGGAGGACAGCAAGGCCGCUAUAUUUGAAUGUAACCCAGGCCCAGGGGUGUUGACUCGGACUCUGCUGAAUGCUGGAGCUCAGAGAGUGGUGGCGCUAGAGGGCGACAAGUCCUUCCUACCUGACCUGCAGGCUCUGGAGAGUCGUCUGGAUGGUCAGCUGGAGGUGGUCCACUGUGAUUUCUUCAAGCUGGACCCUAUGGGCAGAGGCAGCAUGAGACCUCCGGCCAUGUACUCUGACAAACUGUUCACUGACCUGGGCAUAUCAGAGGCAAACUGGACCGAUGAGGUUCCAGUGAAGGUGGUUGGCAUGUUCCCCCAGCGCGUUGAGAGGAGUCAGCUGUGGAAGUUGGUGUAUGUUCUGUUUGAUCGGCUCUCCAUCUACCGUUACGGACGAGUAGAGCUCAACCUGUUCAUCAGCGAGAAGGAAUACCUGAAACUGAUGGCUAAGCCAGGGGACAUGUUGAACUACAGAGCCUUUGGAGCUUUAUGGCAGAUAGCAUGCCACAUCGAACUGCUACACAAGGAGCCGUGGGCAUCGUUUGUGACCUCUUCUAAGUACAAGCUGGCCAUUCCAAAGAGCAGACUUCCUAAUGACAACCUGUGCCUGGUGCGAAUGACACCUCGCAAGGACCUGUUCUCCUCCUCGCUGACCCCCUCCAAUGCAGCCACCCUGGUCAUGAUGGUCAAACAAUGUUUGGCCAAGAGGAAGGCCCGGCUAGUAGACCGGCUCAAUAUGUGGAGUCCAGACAGUGGUCCUAAGCUACUGAAGGAGAUGGGGAUGCAGGAGGAUGUACUGACGGGCCAUGUCUACCCAGAGGAGUACAAACGGCUGUUUGAACUGGUGGAUAAGUCCCAGGAGUUCACCCAGAGCUGGCUGUAUGAGGAGGUACUGGAGAACACCCUGAAGGAGGGCUGGAUGUAGACACACAGCGCCACCACUAGGACUGGAGGGGUAGUGCAGCCAGGACUGACAAACUGGCUGUCAGAGGCUACAAUUCUAGAUACACCCAAGUUGUUGGACUGUUGAACCACUCCCCACGUCAUUUUAGGGUUGUCCUGAGAUGAUGUUGAGUUUGGUAUUUAACCUUUUUUUAAAGGGGCAACAGUGUUUGGACUGAGCUCUAUGUGAGUGCUGUCCAGUCGAGCCGAAGAGUUGACUGGUGAAAGGCUGCUGAUCCUACCCACCAUAGGCCGUUUUAUCUAGGGUUGGUUAUGAGUAGCAGCAGAAAGGUUACUUUCUGCAAGGUUAUAAUGAGUCAAUAUGUAUUUAAACCAAUCACAUUUUGUCACUGUUAUUCAUGGGUUUUUAAUACUGUAGUUUUUUUUUUGCUAACACAGCACAUUAAAUGAACUGGGUCAUACUAGUAUGUGUUGCCUGAAAACCCAAUGUUGAAUUGCAUUGAAUAUUACAUCGGGAAGAAAUUAGCGUUUGAAUCAGGAAAGUUUCCUCUCAUGACCGCUACAAGCCAGAUUGUUGAAUUAAAUGAUAUUUUAAAGUACUUCACCAGGAAUGUGAGACAAUAUAUCCACAGGAAAGUAUGAUUACAUCAACUUUUCAAAGCGCUUGUAGUGCCUUCAGAUUUAUAUCAUUUGAAGUAUGCGCAGAACCAUGUGAAGACGUGCACGAGCUUGGCAAGGAUGCAUGCAUUUGUAUCUUGUGCGCAUGCUUCAGGUAAGAACUCUGAAAGCAAUAGCAGCACUUUGAAAAGUUGCUGUAAUUUUACUUUCCUGUGGAUAUACUGUCUCGCAUUCCUACCUGCAAAAGUACCAACUGCACGGACAACCAGUAGAGUAUAUUAAAAUAACAUUUUAUUCAACAUUCUGGCUUGUAGAGGUCGUGAGAGGAAAUGUUCCUGACUCAAACGCUCGUUUCUGCCCGACAUAGAAUUCAAUGCAAUUGAACAUCAGGUUUCCAGGCAAUCAUAUGUGCUGACUGGUUUCUACCGCUUGUAUUGUUUUGUGUAUAAGUAACUUUAGUGUACAUGCAAUACCAUGUCUACAUGUAUUGACCGUUCAUUCAAUUAAAUGUACAGUUUGUGGGUAUUGGGGCCUCUUCUAAAUGGUAAGUACUAAAUGUCUGACAGGUUCAAUCACGCAUGGUCAGUCAGUGCCAUUCUGUAUUCACUGAUCGUCGUCAUAUGCCUUAGCAUUCCAGCUGGAAAAAGAUAGUACAUCAAAACUCCUAUUGAGUCGUUUCAUGCUAUAACCAUUGGAGGAAAUGUAAUUAUCAAAAUAAAUAUUUUGAAUUCUA